AGCUGUCAUGGAUGUGGUUUUUCACAACCUUAACUCGGCAUCUGGACUCAAAAAGCUUGAUGAGUAUCUCCUUCCGAGGAGCUAUAUCACAGGCUACCAAGCUUCAAAGGAUGACAUUGCUGUGCAUGCUGAAUUCUCUGCUCCACCAUCGACAGACUAUGUCAAUGUGUCUAGGUGGUAUAACCACAUUGAGGCAUUGUUGAGGAUGAGAGGUGUAUCUGGUGAGGGACAAGGCGUGAAAGUAGAAGGGUCUACUACAAUAUCUGAGGAAGCUCCAGCUUCUCCAACUAUUGCUGAAACUAAGGCCCCAGUUGAAGAGGAUGAUGAUGAUGAUGUUGAUCUAUUUGGCGAGGAGAUAGAGGAGGAAAAGAAGGCUGCCGAGGAGCAUGCAAUUGCUGUGAAAGCAUCCGGAAAGAAGAAAGAGAGUGGAAAGUCUUCAGUUUUAUUAGACAUUAAACCCUGGGAUAAUGAGACAAACAUGCAAAAGCUUGAAGAAGUUGUAAGGAGUGUUAAAAUGGAGGGAUUGCUAUGGGGAGCCUCAAAGCUUAUUCCGGUUGGAUACGGAAUCAAGAAAUUGCAGAUCAUGUUGACCAUUGUGGAUGACUUGGUAUUUGUAGACAACCUCAUCGAGGAUCACCUGACUGCUGAACCAGCAAACGAGUACAUCCAGAGUUGCGAUAUCGUCGCAGUUAAUAAAAUAUUGGAAGGAGACUAG
Dendrobium catenatum is the source of this 715-nucleotide messenger RNA. RefSeq names its product elongation factor 1-delta-like. Bases 8 to 715 code for a protein of 235 amino acids. The transcript has 7 exons. Gene Ontology annotation, molecular function: guanyl-nucleotide exchange factor activity; translation elongation factor activity. The record is from RefSeq and is a predicted model, not a curated record. Gene Ontology annotation, biological process: translational elongation. Gene Ontology annotation, cellular component: cytosol; eukaryotic translation elongation factor 1 complex. Lineage: Eukaryota; Viridiplantae; Streptophyta; Magnoliopsida; Asparagales; Orchidaceae.